Molecule: messenger RNA, 2319 nt
Organism: Colletotrichum costaricense
Lineage: Eukaryota; Fungi; Ascomycota; Sordariomycetes; Glomerellales; Glomerellaceae
Product: fungal specific transcription factor domain-containing protein
Exons: 1
Coding region: 1-2319 (772 amino acids)
Biological process (GO): regulation of DNA-templated transcription; DNA-templated transcription
Molecular function (GO): zinc ion binding; DNA binding; DNA-binding transcription factor activity, RNA polymerase II-specific
Source: RefSeq, a predicted model, not a curated record
AUGCCCGACUCCGUAUCCAGCUCGGGCGAACAGCCGCAAAGUUCCCAACCGAAGCGCAUUCGACUGUCUCUGGCCUGCAAUCAAUGUCGCAAAAGAAAGGUCCGGUGCGAUGCGCAGACUCCAAAAUGCCACAACUGCAUCCUCCGGGGCGAUGAAUGCCAGACCACAAACCCCAGAAAUCCGAACCAGCACGCCGUACGGAAAUGGGCGGCCAAGAGCGCCAGCACACAAAGUCAGGGCGGCGGCAGUGUACAGGGGGUUUCCGAGACACCUCGAGAUCCUCUUCGCGCCGUCUCUCCGCGCCCUCGGCAGUAUCUAUCGCCGGCGUACGAUGACGGCUCCGAAGCCGAAGAUGCGGCAUUACGAAAGCUUUCAUGGGUCGCGGAGGCAUAUCGUGCCAACGCGCGAGAAAAUCACAGUCCUCAUGAGCAUGCGGAUCUGAACCCCGACAUGACGCUCAACACUGAUGAGAGUCCACAUCGGCUAAAGUUCAUGGGUGGUAGCAGUGUACAGUCUCUGACGAUGUUUGCCGAUCUUUUCUUCCGCAAACGCGGUCUUCGGCCAUUAUCGCCCUACUUCCGCUUCGGGAUGCACCACGUUGAGGAGUUCCAAUUGCCUUUAUCGUUUCAACUCCCCCCUCUGCCUCCACUUCCCACCCUCGAUGCCUACCUAGAUGUUUACAUGAAGAGGAUUCACCCUCUUUUCCCUGUCUUUGACGAGCCGACUAUCCGCUCGGAAUUAGGAAGACUUACGACACUUCAAGACGCCGAUGCGUCCGGAUCUCUACAAAAUUCCAUUGAGCCAUCCCAAGUUCCACUCCUAGUCUCCAUUUACUGCAUUAUUUGCAUCGGUGCAGAUGAAGAGACCGGAACAUUGGCCGAGAUUGGGACUCACUACCUCACUGCCGCGUACAGCCUCUUAGCGCAUGUGAUAUCCACGCCAUACUUGGCUUCGGUACAAGCUCUACUACUCCUAUCCGUAGCACUGCGUGGUCGUAGCAAAGAGGGCCAAGGAUGGCAGACUCUUGGGCAAGCUAUCCGCAUUGCCCAUUCCAUUGGCCUUCACCGACAUGCUUCAACACGGCACUCCCGCAACCCGCCAGAUACUGGAGAUUCUGCAGCUUCGCCAGGCUACCAAGCGAACCGGAAACUGAACACUCAAGUUUGGUGGGUAUGCUACACCCUCGAAAAGCUGAUGGAGCUUGAGACCGGCCGUCCAAGUGCGAUCCACGAUUCGGACUGUGACCAAAAGUUGCCGGACCCAGUUCCAGUUCCAGCACCCUCGACACUAUCGACAUCGAGCCCUGAAGCCCAGGGUGAUCGACAUACUAUUGACUACUUCCAACCUUGGGCGUCAUUAUCACGCAUUAUCAGCAGUAUAAGCGCUCACAUUUACCGCCGCUCCGGGCAAUCCCAGACAUCACGAAUCCUUCUCGGUGACACGGUCCGUCUAGAUACGGCACUAACGGAAUGGGCCCAGUCGUUACCGUCCGAGAUCCGCCCUCCAGGUCCUAAUAGUGGAAAUGCCGACCUGUGUGAUACGGGACAUCAGCACUUUGCCAUUUUCCUCGCUAUCCACUACCACCAUGCCCUCAUAUCCCUCCACCGAGCGGCCUUGGUUUUCCCAGAGUCGAUGUAUCGAACACAUAUCAACACACAAGCAGACUCGGGGGCACUGUCAUCCGUCGAACUCACAAGACUCAGACGAGGCGCAGAGAUCUGCAUUGGGUCGGCGAGAGCGAUGGCCAGACUCAUUGGCGAAAUCGCAGACGACGCAACCCCUGCGCCGCGCGGCGGUAACGGCGGAAUUUUCGCUCAGUCUCAUCACAACCGAUCAGAGUCCAUGAUUUUCACAAUGACCCAACCCCUCAUGUCCGCAGUAGCUCUCGCUCUCCACAUCCUCAAACAACCCAGCUCGCGGCUUGCCCGGUCCGACUUGGAGCUUCUGGGCAUAGCAGCACAGUAUGCGGAGGAGCAGUACACAAAGGUCACACAGAACCCCCGGUUCAUCCAAGCGUGCUCCGUUCUGCAAUCCAACAUGUCAGAGAUCGUAUCUGGCCAUCGUCAGAACCGAGCUUCAUUGAACACAACGACAACAGAACCCUGGCAGACUGCACAGACGCCGGCGAGGGACGUCGGUGAGGUAAAUGUGGAUCCAGAUAUUGACCUGAUGGACCUUGAGCUUCCGGAUUUGUCGGGUAUGUUUACCGAGAUCAGCAAUACGGACUUGUUUGGGGGUGUUCGGCUGGAACAUCUCUGGGGGAUGUUAGGCACAGAUGGGCAUUUUCCGGAUGGUACGGAACAGUGGCCACAGUCAUGA